Molecule: messenger RNA, 3167 nt
Organism: Magallana angulata
Lineage: Eukaryota; Metazoa; Mollusca; Bivalvia; Ostreida; Ostreidae
Exons: 2
Coding region: 31-1308 (425 amino acids)
Molecular function (GO): protein binding
Source: RefSeq, a predicted model, not a curated record
UCUUAACCAUUGGAUAAGUCGAAACCAGAAAUGUUUUGGGGUUCCAGUCUUCCAGUGUUUGUCUGUAUUAUUUUAAAGUCUAAUGGCUUUUUGUUUCAAGGGCAAAGCAAUAUCUCAGCACCCUCCACUGAACAAAAAGAUCAUGAUUUUAUCUUCAUGAAACAACUGCUUCAUUUAGAAACGACCUUAAACUCAGUACUUUUGGAUUUUGCUUCACUUAAGCUGGAAAAUCAACGUUUGCUACAGCAGCAGAAGUUAUUUGAAAACCAGCAGACACUGUUAACAGCUCAGAUUGGAGCAUUUAACCAUACAACCAAAAUGGAGAUUACUUCAUUGAAAGAUUCUCUCAAAGUUUUUAAAACAGAGAAUAGAGUUCUGAAAGAAAGGCUUAAUUCAAUGAAUUCUUCUGUAUCUACAGCUGCUUUACUUUGUGAUGAAAAUAUUGGAAGUUUAAAUUCUACAACUUUGCUCCUACUAUCAGAAAAUAUUGCAAUGAAACUCAAACUUGAUAAGAUGGACUCCAAAACCAUGUACCUACAGCAAAAUAUGACAACUCCGGAUGAUGUGCGAAUGUUAGAGAAAAUUAUUACCUUUAAUUUAGAACAGACAAUUCAAGAAAAAGAACAGGAAUUCAUGAAGAAUAUAUCAGGUACUAUCAAAGAAUUACAAUGGAAGGAUCAUAGAAUAUUACUUUUGUUAUCUGAUGUGGAUAAUAGAACAAAGAAUGUGGAAAAUAGAACAAAGAAUGUGGAUAAUAGAACAAAAACUCUUGAAUACUCUGUGACCGAUUUGGAAAAACAGCAACUCCUUACGAAAAAUGACGUCCAGAACAUGUCACAGUCCCUGGGCUUAGAUGUGACGAAAUUGAAGGAGUCUCUUCUAAAACUUCAAACUGGUGCUGCGUAUACAGUUGCAUUUUCAGCUGGUGCAAUUGGUGGAUUUUAUAAUGCAGAAGAAAAAGUGACGUUUCAAAACACUUUGUAUGCAGUGGGGGGAGGAUAUGACAGAAGAACAGGGGUGUUUACAGUCCCCCAAAAUGGACUCUAUAUCAUAUUUUGUAAUGUUGAGGCAAACAACGGAAACUUUACGGCAAAAAUAAUGAUCAAUGGUUCACCAAAAGCUGGAGUGAUUGCUUAUUAUGGAUCUUCAUACAAUUAUGGCUAUCACACAGGAUCUAAUCUUAUUGUCCAACAACUACAAGUAAACGACAGAGUUUGGAUACAAACAGUAUUCAGGGGCAAUUCAAUGUACUCUAUUUUUCCAGUCGAUUCCAUCUUUACAGUGGUGAUGAUCAAAAGUUUAGAAUAAAGACUGGUUCCUCUGCAGCUUAUAUUUUUCCAUGUAGAAUGAGAAGAAAUUCAUUGUGAUCAUGUUUGGUUCUGUACAUGUUACAUGUAUUUACUUUUGAGUAUUAACCCAUUCACGUUCAUACCUGUCAAACCUGCACUUUUCCCCCCAUGUGCAAUUAAUAAAUGAAAAAAGGUCUUUCUAAUCAUUUUACUCAUUUUAGUUUUUCAGCUGCUACAUGUAUAUAUAUUUGUAUAGGACUGUAUAAAAAUUUUUUUUAAUAAAAACAGUUUGUAAAGUUGUCUAUUGGGUGUAUGCAAAUAUGAUUUUUUAUAAAACACAUAACAUUUUGUAUAUAUGUAAAGAAUGUUUUAUCAAAUACAAUUUUGAUUCUUUCAGUUCUUAUAUAGACAAGUAAUUAUACUGUGUCUGAUAAUGUCCAAUACAUAUACUAGUGUAUGCUCAAUAAUUAAAUCAUGGUGAUUUGCUCAAACUGGUCUCCUGUUUUUUUAUAACCAAUAUAUUAGUGCAACCAAGUAGAUAAUGAAAUGAAUACAUGCGCUUACAUUGAUUAUCUUACCGAAGAUUUUAUACUGAUCGAUGUACACAAGGAAAUUUUUGGUACAUGUACCAUUUUAUAUUUGCCCCCUUAAUCCCUAAAUUUCCAUAGGAAAAUUUAAGAACAAUGCUUUUUUUUCAACGAGUAAGAUACAAUUCAAUAAGCCAUUUUUUAAUAAACGUCUUUUUAGAGAAAAUCUAAAAUCUAAAUCUAACAAAAAUUUAUACAUGUAAAUAAAACUGUUUAUUUUCCUGCCUAUAUAUGCAUGCGCAACUUCAUUAUUUUCAUCUAACUUUCCUAGAAACCCUGAGCCAAUUCCCCAACCAGUUUAGCAGGCAUGAUGCUAAUGCAUUCUAACUAUAGAGAAGAGACAUAAUUUAUAUACAUGAACAAUUAUUAGUAAUGUAAUUCCUUAUAAGAUUUAAAGCAUUUAUUUCCAAUUUUUACACCAUUUGGCAAUUAAUUAUAUAUCAUAUGUACAUCAAUGAAUUUGAUCUCUACAAAUAAGCAAGGUUUUUUUAAGUUGAAACACCUGAAUCAUAAUAUACUUCUAUAAAAACCCAGUUCCAUAAACCAGUGAGUAAUAAUUUCUAUCAUGGUGAGAAAAUAUCAUCUAAACCUGAAAAAUACCCACAAGUAUCACAGAGAAAAUAUUGCAGUAUUAUAUAUAGAGCUGUGAGUAUUGAAAUUACUUAAUAACUGUACAAAAUUAGGUUUUACAAACCAAAUACCCUUUUAACUUGAAUUUUUUUUUUUUUAAAGUAUUCUCAGAUUCAUUAAUCACAUUAUUGCUAGCAAUAUGAGAUGUUAUUUUAUAAAUCUAUAAGACAUAACCAGCAAAUGAACAUUUAUUUUCAUGAAUAAUAGACUUAUGUAUUAUAUAUUUAUCUCUGAGCUUGAUAAACAAUUUAACAGGUUGUAACCAUGACGAUAAUUAAAAUAUCAUUCCAUUCAUAGCUGCCUAAACCAUAAUUAACAAUUUGUCCCUAAAACUAGAUAAAACUACAUCUACAAAGUACCGUAACUUCCACUUAAUGCUUAAAUGUAGUGAGCCUUGAAGAUGCCAUAUUAUUCAUAUUCCAGGCAUGACUUAUAGCAAAGUUCUAGAACUAUUUUUUUCCAAAUAAUUUGUCCAUGCAAUAAAUUGUGGUUUCAUCAAUACUGAUUAAACAUCAAUUUUUGUGGAUUUCACGGUGAUCAACAAAAGCCAAAUGUCCAUCAAAGUUAAAUAAUUGAUAGCAUGUUUUUCAAAAUGGACCAUUAAUUUGUCAACAGAUUAACAUAUCCAUGAAAACUGAUGCCAAUGAAUUUUCUUAAUGAA